GUGUAUAUAUAUUUUGUAUCAAUAGAUUUGGUUAUGUUGGUAAUGUUUUUUAGUAAAAAAUUUAAUUUGUGAAAUCUUGAUUUUUUUCUAAACCAUGAAAAACCGUAAAAAUGUCUCGACUUUUUGUAAUUUGCGAAUUUUAUUUAUUACAUCGAUUGUCUUACAAGAAGAAGAAUAUUUUAAAACUAAAAUAUAAUAGUAAUAAAAUUAUAACGAAUUUAAAAAUAUUAAUUUACAGAUUGCUAAGAAAAAAUUAUCAAUUUUAUUGUUGCAAAGAAUGGAAUAUCAACAGAGAAAAAAUAAACGAAAAUAUAGAGUCCACCCUCUUUGGCAACAACGUUCCGUAUGCGGUGCUCAUAAUACUUUAAUAAGAGAAAUGGUCAUGCAUGAUCCAGCGAUGUUCCGGAACUAUCUGCGAAUGUCUACUUCGACAUAUGAAAAUCUUUUACUCAAGGUCGGACAUAAAUUGCAGAGCUGUCCUACCAGAACAGAUGUAAUCACACCGUCUGAGAAACUAAUAGUAACUUUAAGAUAUCUUGCUACUGGUGAAUCUUUUACAUCUUUGUCACGUCAGUUUCGGAUGGGAAUAAAAACUAUCCAAAUAUUUAUUCCUGAGACACUAAAAGCCCUGUGGACAACUUUACAGCCUGAAGUGCUUGUAUUGCCAACUACUCCAGAUGCCUGGAUGACGUUAAUAAAUAAUUUCAAUGAGAAAUGGCAAUUUCCCAAUUGUUACGGUGCUAUGGAUGGAAAGCACGUUUUGAUGCAGGGACAGCCUGGUACUGGUUCCGAUUAUUACAAUUAUAAAAAUUUUCAUAGCAUUGUUCUCCUUGCAAUGUGCAAUGCUGAUUAUGUAUUUACAAUGGUUGAUGUUCGGGGCAAGGGACGUCAGAGUGAUGGCGGUAUUUUGAAGAACAGCGCCUUUUUCAAAGCACUAGAGGAAGAUCGCUUAAAUCUACCACCUCCAACACCUCUAUAUCCUAAUGGUCCAAAUAUGCCAGUUGUCUACAUUGCUGAUGCUGCAUUUGAGAAUGAUCUUCACUGUUUAACGCCGUAUAAGGGAGCAAAGAGUGGAAAUCUUUCGAAAGAUAAAAAUAUUUAUAAUUAUAGACUGAGUAGAGCCCGUCGUACAAUCGAGAACGCCUUUGGAAUAUUAGUUGCAAUGUGGCGAAUCUUUCACACGCCAAUUAUGGCUAAUUUAACUGUAGUACAAUUAAUUGUAUUAGCAACAGUGUGUUUACACAACUAUAUAAUAAAAGAAGAAAAAUCUUUACCACUCGAUUUAAGACAUUACUGCUCUGCCAACAUUUCUGAUCAAAUUAGAAAUGUAACUGACAACAGUGCUUUACAGCCUUUGUCCAUACCUCAAUCAACAACAGCUAAAAAAAAUCUAGCUAGAUAUAAUAAGAACCACUUUAAAGAAUAUUUCAUGGGUCCUGGAAAAGUUUCGUGGCAAGAUAGAGCAGCUUUUUGAAGAAUAAGUUUAUAUAUUCAUUAUUUAUCGAAUGAAAACAAAUAUUUUACUCAUUUGAAAUAUGGGGGUUGUAAGACAAAAAUUACUAAUAAAUGUUAUAAACAAAAUGUAAA
Molecule: messenger RNA, 1587 nt
Organism: Leptopilina boulardi
Lineage: Eukaryota; Metazoa; Arthropoda; Insecta; Hymenoptera; Figitidae
Exons: 4
Coding region: 278-1474 (398 amino acids)
Source: RefSeq, a predicted model, not a curated record